AUGGCGACGGUUGGCGUCGAGACCAUUACUAGCACCAUGGGCUACGCACUGACUCUGCUCGGACUCCACCCAGAGUGGCAAGAACUGGCGCAGCGUGAGCUGGACGACUGCUUCGGAACUGGGGGCGACUACUUACGACACGUCACCAUGGCAGAUCUUGCACAGCUUAAAGUCAUCGAUGCCAUUCUAAAGGAGACUGGGCGACUUUUCACGACGGUGCCCUGCAUGCUGUACGUGGCGGCCGAAGAUGUGCCGCUGGCUGGUGGCCGGUACAUCGCAGCCCGAGGCACCACGUUGCUGAUCGCCUACUACCUCAUGCACCGUCACCCCGACCUCUUCCCGGAGCCGGACAAGUUCGACCCCGGCCGGUUCCUGGAGGGCGGCAGCGCCGAGUCCAGGAAAGCUUAUAGCUACGUUCCAUUCGGCAUCGGUUCGCGCAAGUGCGUGGGGGAGCGGUACGCAGUUUUGCAGAUGAAGGUCGUCCUAGCGACGGUUCUGCGCCGCUACCGUAUACUGCCUGGAACGAGCAGGGAGGAGCUGGAAGACAGUGUGGUUUCAAUGGUAUCCCAGCCAGUCACUGGGUUUCGAGUUACUUUCAUCCCACGAGACAACAUUCCUUCCAGUUCUGUCUGA
Schistocerca serialis cubense is the source of this 633-nucleotide messenger RNA. RefSeq names its product cytochrome P450 4c3-like. Lineage: Eukaryota; Metazoa; Arthropoda; Insecta; Orthoptera; Acrididae. Gene Ontology annotation, molecular function: monooxygenase activity; heme binding; oxidoreductase activity, acting on paired donors, with incorporation or reduction of molecular oxygen. The transcript has 2 exons. Bases 1 to 633 code for a protein of 210 amino acids. The record is from RefSeq and is a predicted model, not a curated record.